GGCCAGGCUGCACGGCUGCACUGUGACACCGCAGGGCCAGCCGCCACGCGGGCUUACCACUCCCUGAAAGUCAAGGUCACUGUGAGUGGCUGUUCUGUGUGACAGGGCAGGACGUCACCCGGGGGUGGCGGAGUCCCCUGUGUGAGGGCCGAGGCGGGGGACUCACCUCGCCAGGCAGUAGAGGAAGGGGCGCCGGUGCCCCUCCGGGAGAUGGCGGCUGCGGGCCAGGCCGCCCGUCCCGCCCAGGGGCUGCCCCGCGUGUGACCCGGCGGAAGCAGGCGGCGGCGGGAAAGACAUCUGCAGGCCGCUCGGUCCAGCUCCGCGGGCGGCCGCAGCCCCGCACCCAGCACCCAGCAUCCCGCUGCCCGCGCCCAGGCGCCCGGGGGGCGGGCCGUGGAGGCGGGCCCGCCCGGCGCGGCGUCCAAUCGGGGGUGGCGGCAAGGCCGGCGCGCACCUGCGGACCCACUAGUCAAAGCCAAGGCCCGGAGCGGUCUGGACCUCGGGAGCAGAAACCCUGCCGCGCGAUGAUCAGUCUCUCCCCGUGGCUCUGGACAGAUCUGUUCUUUCUGCUUCUGAGUCUUGGCGUUGCCCUCUACUUGGGCUACUACUGGACAUGUGUGCCCCAGAGGCCUCAACUGGUGGCUGGGUCCCGGUUUCUGGCCUUCCUGGAGCAACACUGUCCAAUCACCGUGGAAACUUUCUAUCCUACGCCAUGGUGUUUGGAGGGGCGGCUACAAACCAUCUUCAGAGCCUUACUGCAUCCUCGGUGUCCAGUCUCUUACCGGAGUGAAGUCCUCCACACUCCAGAUGGAGGACAGCUCAUGCUAGACUGGGCUGACCAGCAUGACAGCAGUCAAUACCCUGACCCUGCCACUCAGCCCAUUGUGCUACUGCUUCCUGGUAUUACAGGCAACAGCCAGGAGACAUACAUCUUGCACCUAGUUGACCAAGCUUUGAGGGAUGGUUAUAGGGCUGUUGUGCUCAAUAACCGGGGCUGCCAUGGGGAACAACUGCUGACCCACAGGACCUUCUGUGCCAGCAAUACCGAAGACCUGGAGACAGUCGUGAACCACAUAAAGCACCGCUACUCCCAAGCUCCACUGCUGGCCGUGGGCAUCUCUCUUGGAGGGAUAUUAGUGCUGAACCACCUGGCGCGAAUGGGGCAGGCUGCAGGGCUGGUGGCAGCGCUGACGCUAUCUGCAUGCUGGGAUUCCUUUGAGACGACCAGCUCCCUGGAGACCCCGCUCAACUCAUUGCUCUUUAACCAGCGCCUCACUGCUGAGCUCUGCCAAGUUGUGAACCGAAAUAGGAAGGUGAUGGAAAAGGAGGUCAAUGUAGACUUUGUGACACAGGCCCGCACAAUCCGCCAAUUUGAUGAGCGCUACACUGCCGUGGCCUUUGGCUACAAAGACUGUACCACCUACUACCAGGCAGCAAGCCCAAGAACCAAAGUGGAUGCCAUCCAGACACCUGUGCUCUGCCUCAAUGCAGCAGAUGACCCCUUCUCCCCAGCCUGUGCCUUUCCGCUACAAGCUGCCCAGCAAUCUCCCCAUGUCGCGCUGCUCGUCACGGCCCAGGGCGGCCACAUCGGCUUCCUGGAAGGCUUGCUCCCCUGGCAGCACUGCUACAUGAGCCGCCUCUUCCAUCAGUACGCCAAAGCCGUCUUCCAGCACGCCGCAGAGCUGCCGGGCUGCGGGGCGCUGGCAGCUUCUGCAGAAGGCGAGAGCUGACCACAGUGCCAGAGGGGUCUCAGUUCAGUCUUCCCUGUUUAUUAAAUAUCAACGUUUCCUGUC
Messenger RNA from Pipistrellus kuhlii (Kuhl's pipistrelle), 1793 nucleotides. It is a transcript of the gene ABHD1, whose product is annotated as abhydrolase domain containing 1. Gene Ontology annotation, molecular function: monoacylglycerol lipase activity; acetylesterase activity. Gene Ontology annotation, biological process: medium-chain fatty acid catabolic process; medium-chain fatty acid biosynthetic process. Lineage: Eukaryota; Metazoa; Chordata; Mammalia; Chiroptera; Vespertilionidae. The coding region runs from base 525 to 1730 and encodes 401 amino acids. The transcript has 9 exons. The record is from RefSeq and is a predicted model, not a curated record.